Messenger RNA from Lingula anatina, 2356 nucleotides. RefSeq names its product transmembrane protein 128. The record is from RefSeq and is a predicted model, not a curated record. Lineage: Eukaryota; Metazoa; Brachiopoda; Lingulata; Lingulida; Lingulidae.
AACACCCACCACAUGCCAGCCAGUCUCAACCGGAAACACAACAUCAGCAAUUCUCCGCACUUUCUUUUUGUCAUCAUAUUAUUGGCCCCUGUGUUUUCCUCUAAGAUUUGCGUCAAAAUGGCGGACCGUGGAGACGAGAUUCGGCAGCGGGUUAGACAUAAAAUGCAAGAAAAUAUGUACAGAUCUAUAUUUCCAGAUCCAAAGGUUGCUGAAGAAACUGAAAAGAAAUUGGAGAAACUGAAGAAAAAGUCAUCACCUUAUAGCAUCCAGAAUGUUUGUUGGCUUAUUGCCUCUAUGGCUGUAUUUUACUACACAGACUUAUAUCUGGCAAUAUUAUAUGACAACAGGAUCAACAGACUUUGGCUGUACCCUGGGUUAAUAUCAAUAUCCAUAACGGUCAUGAUUGCUUGUUUCCUAAUAGUCUGGUUGUCAUAUAUCAAGAAAGUCCCAAGUGAUGAGUGGGAGACCAGAUACCCUGCAGCUAUUCCAGUGUCCACAUUCUGUUUCAUUCUAGGCAGUGUACUGGUCAUGAUAGGACUGUGGCCUGUUUAUGCCUUCCUUACUCCAUUUAUCCUGUUCACAAUUUUCAUGGGAGUUAUUGUGGUGGCAGCAGCUCUUCCAGGAAGUAUAUUUUGAAAAAUAAAUUAUGUCAUUCACAUUGGACUAUUCAACAUGAGAAAUAUAACUCUAUUACAUGUGAUAUCUUACUCAAAACAUGAACCUAUGUUUAUGUCUUGAGUAACAAAACAAAAGAAAGUUCACAUUUGCUCUGGAAUAUUUUCUUAGUAUUAUCUAUAAGCUAUUGACCUUGCCUAUCAGAUUUUAUGGCAGCUUUGCAAAGAUAUUGAUUGAAUAAAUAUGUGAUUUGUAGGUUGUAAAUAUAUUGUAUAUAUGCCAGCAUACACUUGAAAUUGUUUUCAUAAAAUACAUAUUUUUGUUGUUCACUGUAUUCUUUGUAUGUUUUACCCUGAUGUUUGAGAGUGUUUGGUGAAUUUAAUUUUAAAAUGUUUAUUCACGGGUAAAUGGCUUUUCUGUUUCUGAUUCUUUUAACAAGACAUAAGAAAUAGGCAUAUAUAAGCUGUCUCAGAAGUAAAUCAUAAUUUAUGCUAAGAAGGCAAUAUUUUGAUACCAGAUAGUGAUAUUUUAGAAUAUUAAUUGAAUUUUUAUUUUUAUUUUAAUUAAAUUCCUUGGUUAAUCUCUAUGGAUAUCAUUCUUAUUUUUCAGACAAAAUAUCUUUAUGUCAAACUUGUACUGAGGGUUGUGUACUUAUUUCCCAAAAAAAAACAUAUAUUAAUUCAACUUUGGUUUGUGAUUAUCUUUACCACAUUGGAUAUGAAUUUCUAAUCAGCAUAGUGCAUUGGUCAAUUCUUAGAAGCCAAGCCUAUUUAUUUUUUACUCUGUCUUAAUGAUAUGCAAUGCAUGUUAUAUUUUUAUGUAACAAAAACAAUUAUAAAUGAUAACUGAAAAUAUCAAUAUUCUUUUCACCAUCUGAAAGUAUGUUCUAUCAAAAACUGCUGAAAAAAUAUUUUGAAAAAUCUAUAAACUUGUUCUUGAGAUAAAAAUUUUGCAAGUAAGAUCCACCAAUCUCCAUUCACAUUAUAAGUUAGAGUGACUCAUGAAUUCAAAACAUUAUUCUCAAAAACAGGUUUGAAGACCAUACUUUGUCUCUAGAUGAGGAUAUUGUGUACCUUAGUGAUUAAGGGGAAAAAUUUCAAGAUUUUUUUAUGUGUAUUUAGGUGUUAUUGCUUUAAGGAUCUUUUUUAUUUAUUCAGGAAGGUAAGAAUGAAAAGCAAUAUUAUCUCUGUAAUAUAGUAUAUUGACUAAUAGUAUGUGUUUUUAUACCAACAUGUUUAUACUGGAAAGAGAGAUAUAUGUAAACAACUCUCAGCAGUGUAUGAUAACAUUAGUGACCUUUUUACAUUUCCUUAAAGGAAAACAAUUGUCACUUCCAGAAUGACAGAAAUCCAAUUACAGAGGUGACUUUUUUAUUUUUGAUAUAAGGAAUAAUGCAAUUAAUCAAGACAACAUGGUUCCUAUAAUAUGGGACUUGGGGAUAAGUGUACAUAAAUAAUAGGAUGUUGUGAGGAUUCACUGCUCUGAAUUAAAAAUAUUUCAUUUGAAGAUUUUAUAGUAAGGUUUAUUUGUUUGAAAGUUAAUUUUAACAAACAUUCAUUUGAACAUCAUUAUAAGCUGCAAGAAAAAUUUUUUCAACACCACUCUAAAACAUCUUUUUUUCUUUUUCAUUAGGGAUGGAAAUAUGGUUCUGAAUGAAAAAAAUGCUCAAGUGGUUUAAGUCAUAAUAUUUCUGCAUGGUAUUUUGAAAUAAAAUGAUAUAAUUGUAUUAAAAAAGGUAUUU